CUAAACUUUUCUUUCCAUAUUUUCACAUGACUGACUUAUUUGUUUCUGUUUUAUCUCUUUUUUUCCAGGCCCUGACAGCCAGUUCACCUUGGCAGCGUCGUUUAUGUUUCGCAUUGCCAUUUUCCAUGCGAUCGAUUCUAAUAUUUUUCCGUACCAUGGGUUUGGUAGGUGGGAAUCCGGUGGCAAUGUCACACGUUUACCUGCAGGAUGUUGUGUCGAUUUUUGGCGGUGCCAUUGGUGCAAUGCGUAUUCCUGAAAAAUGGCUUCCCGGUUUGGUUGAUUUCUAUUUGAAUUCCCAUAACAUAAUGCAUGUUCUAGUUGUUGUGGCUGUAUAUUCCAUGCAUAUGGCUACCAUUAAAGAUUUCGAAUGGAUGUCGAACACAAAUUGUGCGGCCUUUACCAAUGCAUCCAGUAAAGUAUUGGAAUCAACAUUAAACACCAAUAUAGAGCUAUGACCAUUUGAUUUCAAUACUUUGUUGAAUUAUUAUAAUCGUUUUAUGUUUUUAUUAAGUUUUAAUAGU
This is a messenger RNA of Musca vetustissima, 521 nucleotides long. RefSeq names its product progestin and adipoQ receptor family member 4. The transcript is spliced from 3 exons. Lineage: Eukaryota; Metazoa; Arthropoda; Insecta; Diptera; Muscidae. Gene Ontology annotation, cellular component: membrane. The annotation marks the transcript as partial. The record is from RefSeq and is a predicted model, not a curated record.